AUGACGGGGUUGGGUCAUUGUAGAGGUGAUCUUAAAUUAGAUGCUUGUAAAAGUUGUGUUAAAAUUGGUACGCAAGAUAUCAAGGCACAUGAAAGAUGUCCAGAUUCUAAACAAGCAAUCAUUUGGUAUAAUGAUUAUAAGUUUAAUCGAAUCUUAGGUGAUUUAUUGAAUAGCUUAGCAACAAAUGCUACGUCUAACAAUGGUUUUGCUACUGGACAUGCAAAUCUUACGGAUUCUUCCAGCAUAUAUGGAUUCGUACAGUGUAGUGAAGAUAUAUCUUCAAGUGACUGUUAUCAGUGUCUUUUUGGAGCUAUAGCUCAAUUACCAAAUUGUUGUUAUGGGAAAAAAGCUGGAAAAAUUUCGAAACCAAGUUGUAUUUUUAGAUAUGAUUUAGAUCCUUUAUAUCAAUCAACAAUUACUUCACCAGCUCUGUUAUGGUCAACGAACACAACUGCACCAAUCUCCAGCGGGAACAACUCAUCCAAACUUGCUAUCAGCAUAACUUUUCUUUCGGUUAUCGCAGCGCUUUCUUCCAUUGGAUUAUGUCUUUUAUGUUUUCAGAGGAAGAAAACAUACACGGAGAAGUUUGAUGAUGUGAAUGACGCGGUUCUAGAGACAGAUUUCUUACAGUUCAGCUUCAGUACAAUAAGUGCUUCAAUAGACAAUUUCUCGGAAGCUAAUAAACUUGGAGAAGGUGGAUUUGGCUCAGUUUAUAAGGGUACACUUUCAAACAGGCAGGAAAUAGCGGUGAAGAGGCUAUCAAAAAUUUCAGGGCAAGGUGAACGAGAGUUUAAGAAUGAAGUCACCUUAGUAGCUAAACUUCAACACAGAAAUCUUGUGAAGCUUGUUGGUUUCAGUCUAGCUGGUGAAGAAAAACUACUAAUCUAUGAGCUCAUGCCAAAUGCAAGCCUUGAUCAAUUCCUAUUUGAUCCGAUUAAACGUAGACAUCGUAUCUGGGAAAGACGAUACAAGAUAAUAGGAGGGAUAGCGAAAGGGCUUGUUUAUCUGCAUGAGGAGUCUCGACUUAAAAUCAUCCACCGAGAUCUCAAAGCUAGCAAUAUAGUAUUAGACAUGGUCAUGAUUCCAAAAAUUGCAGAUUUCGGCAUGGCUUUAAGUGCUAGUACACAUCAAACCAGAUUAGGAGAUUAUAAUUCGUUUGGGUUUUGCAGUGGCUACAUGGCCCCGGAGUAUAUAAUGCAUGGAAAGUUCUCUGUGAAAUCCGACGUUUUUAGCUUUGGUGUCUUAAUUUUAGAGAUUCUUAGCGGGAAGAGAAACAGCUGCUUUCAUGGGUCAGAUAUUGCUCGGAACCUUCUUAGCUAUGCAUGGAGACUUUAUAGAUACGGUUCGGCUAUAGAACUAUUAGAUCCAACUCUGAAGAGCACAUUUUAUAGAAGUGAAGCAAUGAAAUGCAUCCAUGUCGCGCUAUUAUGUGUUCAAGAAAAUGUUUCAGAUAGACCCACAAUGUCCACAGUUGUCCAAAUGCUCAACAAUUCUCUGAUCAGUCACGAAUCACCAUCACCACCUGCAUUCUUCGCUGGUAGUACUAUAAAUAUAGAGCUUCUGCCUACCUUACACCUUGGCGAUAGCGACGAAGAACAAGGAAAUGCGACGAACCAUUCAAUCAGGGAAGCAGUAACGUGGAGCAUGAAUGAAGAUUCAAUCACUGAAUAA
Papaver somniferum (opium poppy) is the source of this 1671-nucleotide messenger RNA. Its product is annotated as putative receptor-like protein kinase At4g00960. The coding region runs from base 1 to 1671 and encodes 556 amino acids. The transcript is spliced from 9 exons. The record is from RefSeq and is a predicted model, not a curated record. NCBI's taxonomy places the organism in Eukaryota, Viridiplantae, Streptophyta, Magnoliopsida, Ranunculales, Papaveraceae. Gene Ontology annotation, molecular function: ATP binding; protein kinase activity. Gene Ontology annotation, biological process: protein phosphorylation.